Messenger RNA from Eleginops maclovinus (Patagonian blennie), 2526 nucleotides. RefSeq lists its product as uncharacterized. The coding region runs from base 1 to 2526 and encodes 841 amino acids. Lineage: Eukaryota; Metazoa; Chordata; Actinopteri; Perciformes; Eleginopidae. The record is from RefSeq and is a predicted model, not a curated record. The transcript has 4 exons.
AUGGCAGCUGUUUGGAUGCUGAUCUGUGUGCUGACUGUUUGUCUGGCCAGAGUCUGUUGUUUUCCAGCUGGAGAAAAUAAGCUGCAGAGGAGCUUGAGAGAUCUGUCUCCCAAUGAGAUCUCCUUACAGAAAGCCUUUGCACUCCUCCAGUCGAUGGAUUCCAUUUUGGACCACAGCGCUAGAGAAGUUCAACUGGAAACCAAUGAAGUGGAAGCUGAGGCGUCUAAGCUCCAGCACCCUGAACACCAGCCCCAGAGCGCCAACAAGACGGACAGCGUCCAGAACCGGGCCGGCAUCAUGGACACCGCCAUGGAGGGGGGCGUCCAGGACCGGGUCCGCCUGGACAACGGCACGACGGAGGGGGUCCAGCAGAACCUGAUCCGCCUGGACAACGGCACGACUGAGGGGGUCCAGCAGAACCUGGUCCGCCUGGACAACGGCACGACGGAGGGGGUCCAGCAGAACCUGGUCCGCCUGGACAACGGCACAAAUGUGGGGGUCCAGCAGAACCUUAUCCGCCUGGACAACGGCACGACUGAGGGGGACCAGCAGAACCUGGUCUGCCUGGACAACAGCACAACGGAGGGCGUGAACCUGGUCCGCCUGGACAAUGGCACAAAUGUUGGGGUCCAGCCAAACCUGGUCCGCCUGGACAACAGCACAACGGAGGGCGUGAACCUGGUCCGCCUUGACAACAGCACGACGGAGGGGGUCCAGCCGAACCAGGUCCGCCUGGACAACAGCACAACGGAGGGCGUGAACCUGGUCCGCCUUGACAACAGCACGACGGAGGGGGUCCAGCCGAACCAGGUCCGCCUGGACAACAGCACAACGGAGGGCGUGAACCUGGUCCGCCUUGACAACAGCACGACGGAGGGGGUCCAGCCGAACCUGGUCCGCCUGGACAACGGCACAAAUGUGGGGGUCCAGCCAAACCUGGUCCGCCUUGACAACAGCACGACGGAGGGGGUCCAGCCGAACCAGGUCCGCCUGGACAACAGCACAACGGAGGGCGUGAACCUGGUCCGCCUUGACAACAGCACGACGGAGGGGGUCCAGCCGAACCAGGUCCGCCUGGACAACAGCACAACGGAGGGCGUGAACCUGGUCCGCCUUGACAACAGCACGACGGAGGGGGUCCAGCCGAACCUGGUCCGCCUUGACAACAGCACGACGGAGGGGGUCCAGCCGAACCUGGUCCGCCUGGACAAUGGCACAAAUGUUGGGGUCCAGCCAAACCUGGUCCGCCUGGACAACGGCACAACGGAGGGCGUGAACCUGGUCCGCCUUGACAACAGCACGACGGAGGGGGUCCAGCCGAACCUGGUCCGCCUGGACAACGGCACAAAUGUGGGGGUCCAGCCAAACCUGGUCCGCCUUGACAACAGCACUACGGAGGGGGUCCAGCCAAACCUGGUCCGCCUGGACAAUGGCACAACGGAGGGCGUGAACCUGGUCCGCCUUGACAACAGCACGACUGAGGGGGUCCAGCCGAACCUGGUCCGCCUGGACAACGGCACAACUGAGGGGGUCCAGCCGAACCUGGUCCGCCUGGACAACGGCACGACGGGGGGCGUGAAUCUGGUCCGCCUGGACAACGGCACGACUGAGGGGGUCCAGCAGAACCUGGUCCGCCUGGACAACGGCACAGCUGAGGGGGUCCAGCCGAACCUGGUCCGCCUGGACAACGGCACGACGGGGGGCGUGAACCUGGUCCGCCUGGACAACGGCACAGCUGAGGGGGUCCAGCCGAACCUGGUCCGCCUGGACAACGGCACGACGGGGGGCGUGAACCUGGUCCGCCUGGACAACGGCACGAUGGAGGGGGUCCAGCAGAACCUGGUCCGCCUGGACAACGGCACGACGGAGGGGGUUCAGCAGAACCUGGUCCGCCUGGACAACGGCACGACGGGGGGCGUGAACCUGGUCCGCCUGGACAACGGCACAGCUGAGGGGGUCCAGCCGAACCUGGUCCGCCUGGACAACGGCACGACGGGGGGCGUGAACCUGGUCCGCCUGGACAACGGCACGAUGGAGGGGGUCCAGCAGAACCUGGUCCGCCUGGACAACGGCACGACGGAGGGGGUUCAGCAGAACCUGGUCCGCCUGGACAACGGCACGACGGGGGGCGUGAACCUGGUCCGCCUGGACAACGGCACGACUGAGGGAGUCCAGCCGAACCUGGUCCGCCUGGACAACGGCACGACGGGGGGCGUGAACCUGGUCCGCCUGGACAACGGCACGAUGGAGGGGGUCCAGCAGAACCUGGUCCGCCUGGACAACGGCACGACGGAGGGGGUUCAGCAGAACCUGGUCCGCCUGGACAACGGCACGACGGGGGGCGUGAACCUGGUCCGCCUGGACAACGGCACGACUGAGGGAGUCCAGCCGAACCUGGUCCGCCUGGACAACGGCACGACGGGGGGCGUGAACCUGGUCCGCCUGGACAACGGCACAGCUGAGGGGGUCCAGCCGAACCUGGUCAGAGAGGCCAGAGAGACCAACCUGCUUUUGUCUGUGCCGUAA